Molecule: messenger RNA, 1728 nt
Organism: Fonsecaea pedrosoi CBS 271.37
Lineage: Eukaryota; Fungi; Ascomycota; Eurotiomycetes; Chaetothyriales; Herpotrichiellaceae
Exons: 6
Coding region: 1-1728 (575 amino acids)
Biological process (GO): fatty acid metabolic process
Molecular function (GO): medium-chain fatty acid-CoA ligase activity
Source: RefSeq, a predicted model, not a curated record
AUGGACGCUGACUUGGAUAUCGACCGAACUGGUCUGGUCCCGAAUCACUGUGGCCCCAACGUCCUGCCCGCCUUCGCUCUCUUCUCAAGGUUACUCAGAUUCGCCAGCCGGCAUAAUAGGAUUGCUAUCACGGAUGGGACCACCGGAUAUCAUGCCUCGCAUAUUCAAUUGCUGACUGAUAUCCUCCACCUCCGCAAUGUGCUCGAAGGAUCACUCCACCCGCAGGUGUUUUCGAGGCUCCAGAUCCAACAUGAAGGGCCAGGGCAGGAGGUGUUUGUCAAUAUCAUCGCGCCUGCAGGCUACGAGUUUGCAGUGGCCAUGCUCGCGGUGCUGGCAGCUGGCGCGGUACCGGUCCCAUUAGCCCCUGGUGUCCCUCUUCAAGAAGCUUGCUAUUUUGCCAACAAGUCCCGGGCCGACGCUGUUCUGGCCUCGUCGACUUCGCUGCAGACCGGGAGAGCCUUGGAGGAAGCGAUCAACCAAACCACCAAUGCGAACUUCAAAUGCAUUGAGAUCGAGCCAAAUAUUUACCAGAAGCCACUUCGACCGACCGACAUUGUCAUUUCGUCGAACCUCGCUCUCGACCUCAAUGGUGCCGGUCUCGUCAUCUUCACUUCCGGGACGACAGGUCCCCCAAAAGGCGUGGUGAUGCGUAGGUCAAACUUCAUCGACUCUGCAGACGAAAUUGCCGAUCAUUACGGCUUGGGGCUUGACGACGCUGUGCUUCACCUGAUGCCUGUCCACCAUGCAGCUGGAAUUGGAUUGUCCUUCUCUCCAUUCUUGUAUGCCGGAGCUCGCGUCGAAUUCCGUUCGGGCAGUUUCAACCCGGCACAGUUGUGGCAACGAUGGAGAGAGGGCGGGUUGACCUUCUUCACCGGUGUUCCCACCAUGUACGCCCGCCUGAUGCAGCACUUUGAAACGCACCUGAGUAAGCUUCCGAAUGCGGAACUCAAUGAGUACCUGACCGGUCUACGGAGUAUGAGAGGCCUCCUUUGUGGCACCUCAGCCUUACCAUUGCCGCUGCAGGAGAAGUGGGUUAAAUUGACAGGCGGCAUGAGGUUGUUGACGCGGUAUGGAGCCACGGAGUUUGGGCCGGUCUUCAAGAUGCCAUGCACGGCGUCAGAUGCUCCAAUGGACUCGGUCGGAACGCUUACACCCGGCGUCGAGGUAAAACUCUCUGAAGGCGAUGAAGGAGAAAUCCUCGCGAGAACUCCGUUCAUGUUCUCGAGAUACCUGUUCGACCCAGUGGCAACGGCAAAUGCCCACGACGCCGAUGGGUAUUUCAAAACAGGAGACAUUGCCCGCAAGGUCGGGCCUUAUUAUUUCAUUCUUGGGCGGCAGUCUAUUGAUAUCAUCAAAUCCGGAGGCUACAAGAUUUCGACCUUGGACGUGGAACGCGAGCUGCUUUCUCUGAACUAUAUCGGCGAGGCUAUGGUGGUAGGCGUCGACGAUGACGAGUUUGGACAGCGAACCGCAGCUGUGGUCACUCUGAACCAGAACUGGCCGGAUCCCGCCAAACAACUCACGCUAGAGAAAGUCCGUCGUGACUUACGGGAUCGACUGUCAUCGUACAAACUUCCAACUCUGCUCCGAGUCGUUCAAGAUCUUCCCAAGACCGCAACUGGAAAAGUGUCCAAGAAGAUACUGGGACCUCAGUUGUUUCCCAAGAACGGGCACAGAGACAUACAGAUCUGGAGCAGUGCGAAGCCUGCGCUCGCGUCGAAACUAUAG